Saccharomyces mikatae IFO 1815 is the source of this 456-nucleotide messenger RNA. RefSeq names its product Ino4p (gene INO4). The record is from RefSeq and is a predicted model, not a curated record. The coding region runs from base 1 to 456 and encodes 151 amino acids. NCBI's taxonomy places the organism in Eukaryota, Fungi, Ascomycota, Saccharomycetes, Saccharomycetales, Saccharomycetaceae. Gene Ontology annotation, molecular function: protein dimerization activity. The transcript has a single exon.
AUGAUGACAAACGAUAUCAAGGAAACACAAUCAAUACAGCCAGAUGCUUCUGAGAUUAAGGAACUGAAGGAGGAAUUGGCCAAUGUGAGAAAAAGAAAGCGCAGGACCAAGAAAAUUAACAAAUUGACUGAUGGUCAAAUACGUAUAAAUCAUGUGUCGUCAGAAAAAAAGAGAAGAGAGUUAGAAAGGGCAAUUUUUGACGAACUAGUGACCGUAGUACCAGAUCUACAACCUCAAGAAAGUCGAUCAGAACUAAUUAUAUACUUAAAAAGUCUAAGUUAUUUAAACUGGUUGUAUGAAAGGAAUGAAAACAUAAGGAAACAAAUAAUGGCUAAACGUGUAGCAAGAACGAGCAGCAAUAACAGCAGUACUGAGGAACAACAAAAUGAUGACAUCUCGGAUUUGGUACCGAGGGAACUAAUUUGGGAAUUAGGUAAUGAACAAAAUGGCCAAUAA